AUGGUUCAUAUUUUAUCACGCAUCAUGUCGAAUGUUACUGAUUUGGUCUCUAAGGAGAAGCAUGGAAACGGUAGAGAUAUGAUGAACAACGUGGUAAGCAACGUAGCAAGUUUGGUUACAAACGCAUCGAUAAAUACUUUUGGUGCUGAUGACGUGCCGCUACCGGACAUCCCCCGCUUUGAAAAAUUUUACCAGACAGAAAUAAUUGAUGGCGAUGCCAUAAUUGUACAGCACGUGUUCAACGCGCUUUUAGCUUUUGUGAUAAUUAUGUUCAUCGUUAUAGGAUGCUGUUGUAUUUGCUACGGCAUAAUCUUCACCAGCUGUUCAUCCUGUGAUCCGCUCAGGAAGUGCUUGUGCUGUUGCAUGGUGAUAUUCACAGCGGAAUUUUCACGAAUAGUAGCAAAUACACCGCCAGCAGAGUACAGGAGAAAGAAGAAGAAGAGGCGAAAGCAUGGCUCUAAGCGUGAACUACCAGGGAGCAGUACUACGGACACAUUCGUUAUAAUGAACGAGUGAAAGCAUUACUCUGAGCACGUGAGCCCAAAGCGUGAACUACCAGGGAGCAGU
Messenger RNA from Vavraia culicis subsp. floridensis, 567 nucleotides. RefSeq lists its product as uncharacterized. The coding region runs from base 1 to 516 and encodes 171 amino acids. The record is from RefSeq and is a predicted model, not a curated record. The transcript has a single exon. NCBI's taxonomy places the organism in Eukaryota, Fungi, Microsporidia, Pleistophoridae.